AGAGCCUAAGCAAGUGCUCUACCACCGAACCAUACUCCCUGCUUAGAAAUGAGUUUUUAAAGGACUCAGAGGACUAGGGUUAGGGAGUCGGGUUGGCUCUGAUCCUUGCUGUUAACUUCUGUGUCUUCCUCCUCAGGGACAAGAAUGGCGAGACUGCCUGUGGCCACUAGCUCUCCUCAGUGCUCCUGGGGCUGAGGCUGGGGCUGGCAACCAUGAGGUUGGCCUGGCCCCAGGUUUGGCUGUUGGGCCUGCCCACAGCUGUGGUCUAUGGCUCCCUGGCCCUCUUCACCUCCAUCCUGCACAACGUAUUCCUGCUCUACUAUGUGGACACUUUUGUCUCAGUGUACAAGAUCAACAAAACAGCCUUCUGGGUUGGAGAGACGGUGUUUCUCCUCUGGAACAGCCUCAAUGACCCCCUCUUCGGCUGGCUCAGUGACCGCCAGUUCCUCAGCUCCCAGCCCCGGUCGGGUGCUGGGCUCUCCUCAAGGGCCGUGGUGCUGGCACGGGUACGGGCACUGGGCUGGCAUGGGCCAUUGCUGGCACUGUCGUUCCUGGCAUUCUGGGUGCCCUGGGCCCCAGCUGGCCUGCAGUUCUUGCUGUGCCUGUGCCUCUAUGAUGGCUUCCUGACACUUGUGGACCUACACCAUCAUGCCUUGCUGGCUGACCUGGCCCUCUCAGCCCAUGAUCGCACUCACCUCAACUUCUACUGCUCCCUCUUUAGUGCGGCUGGCUCCCUCUCUGUCUUUGCCUCCUAUGCCUUUUGGAACAAGGAAGAUUUCUCCUCCUUCCGUGCCUUCUGUGUAGUGCUGGCUGCCGGCUCUGGGCUGGGCUUUCUGGGGGCCACGCAACUGCUGAGGCAGCGGGUUGAGGCUGCCAGAAGGGACCCAGGGUGCUCAUCCCUGGCCAUGGAUGGUGGCCUGUGUGGAGAGGAGCUGUUAGUGGGCAGUGAGGAAACAGGCAACAUCACCUUGGGUCAGUACCUCCGGCAGCUGGCACGCCACCAAAACUUCCUGUGGUUCGUGGGUAUGGACCUGGUGCAGGUGUUUCACUGCCACUUCAACAGCAACUUCUUUCCCCUCUUUCUGGAGCAUCUGUUGUUGGACCAGAUCUCCCUCUCCACCGGCUCCUUCCUGUUGGGCAUCUCCUAUGUCGCUCCCCAUCUCAACAACCUUUACUUCUUGCCCCUGUGCCGACGAUGGGGUGUCUAUGCUGUGGUGCAGGGGCUCUUCCUGCUCAAGCUGGGCCUUAGCCUGCUCAUGCUGUUGGCUGGCCCAGACCACCCUGGCCUCCUGUGCUUCUUCAUUGCCAGCAACCGUGUCUUCACUGAGGGCACCUGUAAGCUGCUGACCCUAGUGGUCACUGACCUAGUGGAUGAAGACCUGGUGCUGAACCAUCGCAAACAGGCAGCCUCGGCGCUUCUCUUUGGCAUGGUUGCUUUGGUGACCAAACCAGGCCAAACCUUUGCCCCACUGCUGGGCACCUGGCUGCUCUGCUUCUAUACAGGUCAUGACAUUUUCCAGCAGCCCCCAAUGACCCCUAUGGGAAGUAUCCAGCCCUGGCCAGAGCCGCCGGCUCCGGCCCCGGCACAGGCCCCGACACUCCGCCAGGGCUGCUUCUACCUGCUGGUGCUGGUGCCUAUCACCUGCGCACUGCUGCAGCUCUUCACCUGGUCCCAGUUCACACUGCACGGGAGACGCCUGCACACGAUCAAGGCCCAGCGCCAGAACCUAGCGCAGGCCCAUACCCCAGACAUUAAGACCGUGUGAAAGGUGUGGCAAGGCCACUCCACUGAGGUCACUGCCCCAGCUGCAGGCAGGAGCCACUUUGCCGGCCAGUGACCGCCUUUGCCUUCCUUGGGUGCAGCCUGGAGGACAUGGUGGGUGGGAGCUCCUGGGGUUGAGCCAGAGGAGUGUCCCUGAGGUCUGUCCCUCUUUAGGUGUCUGGCUCAGCUUGGGCAAGCGCUGGGCUGUAUGUGCUCAGGGACCUGCCUCACCUACAGGACAGGGAGGGAAAAAAAGGCCGGUUUGGAUGGGACUGCGCAUGGUGUCACAUACACUGUGCUGUGGGACCUGGAGACCUGGAGACCUGGCCCGCUUCCUGGCUGGGACAGGCUACUCUGGUGGGUUCAUGAACCACUUUUGAUACUGUGACUACUCCUCUUUUGUCUAGUCAGGGGAAGCUGAGUUUAAGUGCCACCCACCCCUCCUUCUAUCCUUCUAGUGAUUUUCAGAACUCUGAAGAGGCUCAUUUCAUUACAGAUUGAUUAAAGCCACUCAUUCCUAUUCCUCAGGUCUGUGCUGUGUGUAUGUGUAUGAGAUGCAUGGGGGUGUGUGUGGGGUAAAGACAGAGGUGGGUGAGUUAGGACUGAGAGCAUUUUCUGGAGUGGUGGCCACCUGUAUCAAACUGUUGUGGUACCAAGACUGGCUGUGUGGGCACCGGGGCCAGCUGACCAGUGCAUUUCCCACACACCACUGCUGGAUACAGCUGUCAGAGGAGCCUUUGCUAGGCCACAGACUCUUAGCCUAAGAAUCACCUGAGUUUUAUUCCACAAGAACAAAACCACUUGGUGGUUCUGGGCUGUGCCCUCAGUAUGAAAACUUUUGUAGGUGGUUUUAUCUUGCAACUGAGAUUGAAAGCCACUGCUGUAGGCCAGCGUGUCUCAUCUGAGCCUUGGUACAAGACAGUGGGGGCUGGACAGUUCUGUUGUGGGUGUUUAGUGGCAUCCUUGGCCUUUAUCUAGUAGAUGAUAGUAGCAUCCCUACCUCCAGUCGUGAUAACCGAAUUUGUCCAGACACUGCUGGGUAUGCAAACUGACUCCAGUUGGGACCUGCUGCUUUGGCCAAUGGUUCUAAGGAUUUGCACAGCAGAUCACAAACUAGGUUCUAAGGCUAUACUGCCUGUGAUCCUAGCUGCUUGGGAAGCUGAGAUCAAAUCAUGGUUUGAGGUCAGCUCAGGCAAAUAGUUUAAGAGACCCC
Molecule: messenger RNA, 2975 nt
Organism: Castor canadensis (American beaver)
Lineage: Eukaryota; Metazoa; Chordata; Mammalia; Rodentia; Castoridae
Gene: Slc68a1
Product: major facilitator superfamily domain containing 13A
Source: RefSeq, a predicted model, not a curated record